Messenger RNA from Papaver somniferum (opium poppy), 1192 nucleotides. RefSeq names its product membrane-associated protein VIPP1, chloroplastic-like. Lineage: Eukaryota; Viridiplantae; Streptophyta; Magnoliopsida; Ranunculales; Papaveraceae. The record is from RefSeq and is a predicted model, not a curated record. The coding region runs from base 190 to 1110 and encodes 306 amino acids. The transcript has 11 exons.
UCCGAGUUAGGGUUUCGCUUCUGAAUUUUUAAGAAGAUAACCCAAACUGGAUCUCAAACUGAACAUCAAUCAUCAAAAUUCAAAGAAAUUAAACCAAAACAUAAUCACCAAAAACCUUAAACUCAAAAUCAGAUUGACUGUAGUCAAGACACAUUGACCUUUUCCCUAAUCAGAAGGUUCUCUGAGACAAUGGCGAUGAUCAGAGCUUCUCCGGUUACUGGUUUAAGCUUGGUGCCUAGACCAUAUUCUUCUUCUCCUUCUUCAAGUUCGUCUAACCGUGUUGUCAUGUUUAGAAGAACCCCAUUCCUCAGUGGCGGUGUGGGAUAUCUAAGACUUUCAGUGCCAACCACCCGUCCCAAUCGGUGCAUAUGUAGGGGAGCGCUUGGUACCCAAAUGAACCUUUUUAAUCGUUUUGCUAGAGUUGUGAAGUCUUACGUAGGUUCAAUUCUUAGCUCCUUUGAAGAUCCAGAGAAGAUCAUAGAACAAGCUGUGCUUGAAAUGAACGACGACUUGGCCAAGAUGCGUCAGGCUACUGCAGAGGUGUUAGCAUCUCAAAAACGAUUGAAGACCAAACAGAAAGCUGCACAACAAGCUUCUGAAAACUGGUACCACAAAGCACAACUCGCUCUUGAGAAAGGAGAUGAGGAUCUUGCUCGAGAAGCAUUGAAGAGGCGUAAAUCUUAUGCUGAUAAUGCAACUUCUUUGAAAACCCAGCUCGAUCAGUAUAAGAAUUCGGCCGACAGUCUCGUCUCAAAAACGAAGCUUUUGGAGAGCACAAUACAAGAGGCAAAAUCGAAGAAAGAUAAUCUGCUACUCCGUGCCCAGUAUGCAAAGACUGUGAACAAAGUGAGUGAAAUGUUGGGGAACUUGAAUGCAAGCAGUGCUCUUUCAGCUUUUGACAACAUGGAGGAAAAAGUGAUGACGAUGGAAUCUAAGGCAGAGGCACUUAAUCAGCUAACAACAGAUGAUCUCGAAGCAAAGUUUGCAUGCCUAGAGAGCUCAUCGGAUGACGAUCUAGCCAAUUUGAAGAAAGAAAUUUCAGGCAGAGCAGUGAGAAAAGAGCUGCUUCCACCUUGUAGAUCAGCUGUAUGGAUUGAAACAGAACUAUAGGAUUAAAGAAAAAGGCGAGCGAGUACUGAACUAAGGAAAAGGGCGAGCAGUGAAGACUUGUUUUGACUUUUUAAAAUUGAGA